CAUUGACAGCCAUGGCCGCUUCCAUUGAGAGCUUCCUGGAGGAGCUCUCCGGUGUUGGAGACCCAAUCGAAGAGCUACAGAGUUUAAAAACGGCUUUGUUGUCGAUACCCCUCAGCGCCUUGAGAGACUCCGUGAGCAGACUGCGAUUCGAUGUGAUAUUCUCUCUGCUAAACUCAAAUCAGAGGGAGCAGGUUGAGCUGUGUGUGGACAUCCUUGAACGCAUCUUAAUGGCCCUCAGCCCUGAGCACCUGGCACAGAACUACCUGGUGGAGCUGCAGGCGGGUCUGAACCAUCCUAAUGAAACUGUUAAGAUACUGGCCUUGACACAGAUUGGCAGAAUUGUGGAGCAUCCCGAUGCUGUCACGAAAAUCCUCAACAACCACGACACUCUUGGAGCGGUGAUCCACUGCAUCGCUGAGGAGAAAAUGGCUGUGGCAAAAGAGGCCAUUCAGUCCCUGUCUAAACUGAGUCACUCCAAGCCUGGAUUAGACAAAUUGUUCCAGAGCGACCUGCUGAAAGUCAUGAAGGAUGUGAUGGCCACAAGUGACAUAGUCAGAUAUAGAUUAUACGAGCUGGUGGUGGAAAUCUCGUCUCUUUCUCCCAUUUCCCUGAGUUACUGCGCCAACAGCGGCUUCAUUUCUCAGCUCCUCAAUGAACUGACGGGAGACGACGUUUUGAUCAGGGCCACAGCUAUAGAGAUGGUGACCACUCUAGCCCAUAGUCAGCACGGCCGGCAGUAUUUGGCCCAGCAGGGUAUCAUGGACAAGAUCUCCAACAUGAUCAGAGGAGCAGAGACAGACCCCUUCUCCUCCCUCUACCUGCCUGGUUUGGUGAAGUUCUUUGGGAACCUGGCCAUUAUGGACAGCCCACAGCAGGUUUGCGAAACGUACCCAGCCUUCCAGAACAAGGUGUUUGAGAUGGCUCUGGACCCGGACCCUGUGAUGAUCGGGGUGGCUCUGGACACUUUGGGCUUACUCGGUUCAACUGUGGAGGGAAAGCAGGUCCUGCAGAAAACAGGAGAAAAGUUCAAGGCCGUGUUGUUAAGAAUGAGCCAUCUUGCCAGCUCUGGAGCUACGGAGCUCCGAGUGCGCAGCUUAGAUGCCAUUUCACAAAUUCUCACUCUACAGCCAGAGCAGCAGACAGAAGAUCUUUUGGCCCUGACAGAGUCCUGGUUCCUCCUUUUGUCUAAGCAGCCCAUGGACAUGAUUCGCAAUAUCAGCACUCAGCCGUUCCCAGAGUUGCAUUGUGGGGCUCUGCGGAUAUUCACUGUCAUUGCCACUCAGCCAUGGGGUCAGAAGUUAAUGAUCAGCACUCCCGGAUUCAUGGAGUUCAUUUUGGAUCGUUCAUCGGGUCAGACUAAGGAGGCCAAAGAUGCCAAGUUUGAACUGGUGGGGUCACUUGUGUCUUCAUCAACAGCAGCAGAGAUACUGGGCAGCCAGCAUUACAUCUGUCUGAAAACAUACCUCAGAGAGGGACCUUACUAUGUUUCAGCUGUGGCCUCAGUCAGCACAGAAGGAGCAGACUGAUUCAAACAAACACAGGUACACCUCAUGGGUUUCUAGUGAAUGCUUAAGUGAUGGGUAAGUGCCUGGAUAACCUAACCAUGAGUUAACAUAUUGUACUCUGCUAUAAUAAACCAACUCUCUGAAAAAUACGUCAGUAGUUUUAACGAAUCAGGACAUCAUCUAUCCUCAGAGUAAAGGUAAGACAUGUAAAAUGGGUAUAGGUAAAGUGUUCAAACAUAAUCGCUCUGUGUUCAGUCUAGUUAAUUUGGCAACUACCCUUAAAUAAAUGGCAGGUUCUGGUGAACAGCCCGUUUUCUAAGUCAUAUUUAGUUGCCACAAAUAUGGAAUAAAAUUGCUAAAGUGACAAGUAAAAUAUUGAAAUAUCAGAAAGUAAAAGGGACAAAGUCACCUCAAAUAAUUUUUAUAAGUAGUUGUUCAUUAAAGGCGCACUCCAGCGUUUUAUACAUCAAGUUCAGUUGAUGUAUUUCACAAGGAGAACUCCACAGGCUGUUAUGUAAUGUCAUCAGGGUUGUCUCGGUUUGGGCUUAGAGACUGCAAAUUUUAUAAUAGAAAGCCUGCAUUACAAAUUUGGGGCGUUAAGUUUGGAGGACUUGGGCAAUUCGACGACAGGGGGGUUCUAAUGAAAGAUGCUGUUGAGAUGCGUUUUGGGAAAUGUAGGAUCGAGUGUUUGUGGAGCUUGACCCAUAUUAAAGACUAAAGGUCAGGAUAUCUCAGAAUUUGAUGCUUUGGUUAUGGCUAUUUAAAAAAUAAAAAUAAAUCUUGUCUCUUAUGAGUCCCCCAAUUUUAUGUAAAUGCAACACUAAAUUUCCUGAGUAUCCCUUUAACGGUAGGGGCCACCUUAAAAUUAUUGCAACACUCUUGAAACGAUGAAUUUCCAUAAUGGACAGGUGCUAAACCUCCACACACAAAUGCAUCAAACUUGGUGCCAUAAUGAUGGCAGCAGAGAAAUGUUAGUUAAUGUGUCUUUACCAACUACUUGGGCAAUAAUUAAGGAGCCUUUUAGAUGUAACUGGUUCACUAUCCAGGCACUAACACAAAAAAAUCCACAUCAUCAUAUACAGUAUCCUUCUAGUAAAACUGAACUCGACCAAAAGCUUCAUUAAUCAAACCCCUGCUUCAAUAAUUCCUGAGACAUUGAUUACAUUUUUUUGUGUCAAAAUAUCUUUGUUUAUUGAAUA
Xiphias gladius (swordfish) is the source of this 2704-nucleotide messenger RNA. RefSeq names its product proteasome 26S subunit, non-ATPase 5 (gene psmd5). Gene Ontology annotation, biological process: proteasome assembly. Bases 12 to 1526 code for a protein of 504 amino acids. Lineage: Eukaryota; Metazoa; Chordata; Actinopteri; Istiophoriformes; Xiphiidae. The record is from RefSeq and is a predicted model, not a curated record. The transcript is spliced from 10 exons. Gene Ontology annotation, cellular component: cytosol.